Aspergillus welwitschiae is the source of this 997-nucleotide messenger RNA. RefSeq lists its product as uncharacterized. The record is from RefSeq and is a predicted model, not a curated record. Lineage: Eukaryota; Fungi; Ascomycota; Eurotiomycetes; Eurotiales; Aspergillaceae. The annotation marks the transcript as partial. The transcript has a single exon.
AUGAAUAACACGAGCCAUUGUUCACGCGAGGGCAGCAGCCAUUGUGAGGCUCAUAAACCAGUGGUUGUUGGUCUUUAUGGAAUAUCGGGGGUAGGAAAAUCAUUUCUACUUGAUCGACUGAAACGAGAAUUGGGUGAAGAAUUAUUCAACUACCAUGAAGGCUCCGCUGUUAUUGCCGAUAUCGUACCUGGUGGACUUGAGGCCUUCCAGUCGCUAGAGGGAGGAGAAAAAGCCUGCUGGCGCAAGCAGGCCAUCGAAACCAUCAGAAGAACGUCAAUCGAAACGGGAAAGAUUGCCGUCGUCACCGGGCAUUUUAUGUUUUGCUCUGAGCAAGGUGCCCUGGAAACGGUCCUCACAGAGAGCGACCUUAAGGUCUUUACACACAUACUGUAUUUGGAUGAGCCCGCCAACAUAGUGUGGCAGCGGCGCCAGCAGGACACGCAAAAGUACAGGGUGGAGCUGCCUGUUCGCGCGAUCCAGCAAUGGAUUGAGGCCGAAAAAACAUCUUUGCGUCAGCUUUGUUACGACCACAGUAUCCUGUUCUGUCUGGUGCCAUCGGAAAAUGUUGUUGGAAUAAAGACUCUUUUGUUGGACUUUCAAAAGCACGACGAGACCCACAACUUGAGCGUAGCGAUGGACUUUCUUGAUGCUUCCAUGCGCUUCAGUCAUACUAAUUUGAUCGACACUUUCCUAGUCCUGGACGGGGACAGAACCUUGACUGCUGGAGAUACUGGAGACAUGUUGUGGAGGGCAUAUAAACCCCGACAAAACGAUGUGACACCAUUAAAGGCUAUCUUCAGCAGCCAUCUGAGAUACUCAUAUGCCGCGUUCCGCCAGGUAUCAUUGCUCUACGAGCAGUCAUUUGACGACGACGAAUUUGAUGAGAUCUGUACGCGCGUGGCGUCUUCAGUCGAAUUGUAUCCCGAAAUGUUUUCGUUACUAUGCUAUGCCCAAUCUAAAGAGCAUAUUGGUGCAGUGAUCGUGACCUGCGGAUUGC